UUCAGAUCCUGUAGGAAGUAAGUUGCUGAGUCUUGGAAACAGAGUGAAAGAGAGAGUUCCAGUGAGGGAAGAAAACAAGGAGAGAGAGAGACGCAUAACGACUAGCAAGAAAGUCAAAUGCAAGAAGGGAGAGAUAUCGAAGGGACUACUAAACCAGGGCCUUGAGAGACUCCACGUCUGAGGAGGCGCACCGACAGUCACGCAACUUUUUGAAUCCCUGGAGAACUGCACCGCGGUGGCGCGGACCCGCCAAGGCGAAGAUCGUCCGAGAUGGACUUUGCUAUGGACGCGGUUGCUGUGGUGUAAAGAAAGGAGGUAGAGCCUUCUCUCUCUCGCCCUCUCACCAGCCCUUUGCUCUGGCCGGAGCAGGAAUGCCCAGGUUCGCGACUCUUCCAUCGACCGGUGCCUGCAGCCGUUCCCGCGGUGGCCUUUGCUGAAAGAAAGCCGCUUUCCCUUUGCUGGCCGGAGCUGCACAAAAGACCUUAGGGGGACUCUUUUAUUUUUCUCCAUCUCCAGCUACGGUCGUCAUGUUCCAGGUCAGGGGGCUCUUGUCUUACCCCGCCGCUGCUGCCUGCCUCUGCCUCCUCGUCUCCUUUUCCCACACAGUUAGAGGGCUCAAUAUUUGCACAAGUGGCAGUGCUACCUCCUGUGAGGAAUGCUUGCUCGUUCAUCCCAAGUGUGCUUGGUGCUUUAAAGAGGAAUUUGGCAACAAAAAAUCCAUCACUUCGAGGUGCGACUUCAUUGAAAAUCUUAUUACCAAUGGUUGUGCAGGGCACUUUGAGAGUACAAAAAGCAGCAUUAAUAUAUUGAAGAACCUUCCUUUGAGCAGUAAGGGCUCUAGUGUGGCCAAUGCUGAUGUUAUCCAGAUAAUGCCUCAAAAGAUCUCACUAAAUCUACGGCCUGGUGAUCCGGCCCAUUUUCACGUGCAGGUUCGGCAGGUGGAGGAUUACCCUGUAGAUCUAUAUUAUUUGAUGGACCUUUCCCUCUCCAUGAAGGAUGAUUUGGACACCAUUCGGACUCUGGGAACCAAGCUGGCUGAAGAGAUGGGGAAACUCACCAGCAAUUUCCGCCUUGGGUUUGGCUCUUUUGUGGACAAAAAUAUUUCUCCCUUUUCCUACACAGCACCUAGAUACCAGAACAAUCCCUGCACUGGUUACAAGUUAUUUCCCAGUUGUGUUCCAUCCUUUGGAUUCCGCCAUCUUUUGUCCCUCACAGAUAAAGUUGACAGGUUCAAUGAAGAAGUUCAGAAGCAGAACGUUUCCCGGAAUAGGGAUGCCCCAGAAGGUGGCUUUGACGCAAUCUUACAAGCUACUGUGUGCCAGAAGGAGAUUGGAUGGCGGAAGGAAGCUUCUCACUUGUUGGUGUUCACUACAGAUGAUGUCCCACACAUAGCACUGGAUGGGAAGCUGGGUGGAUUGGUGCAGCCACAUGAUGGGCAGUGUCACCUUAAUGAGGCCAAUGAAUACUCAGCAUCCAAUCAGCUGGAUUAUCCUUCUCUUGCACUUCUUGCAGAGAAACUGGCUGAGAACAAUAUACACUUAAUUUUUGCAGUGACAAAAAGUCACUAUGUUCUUUACAAGAACCUUACAGCCCUUAUCCCUGGAACAACAGUAGAGAUUUUACAUCGAGACUCCAGAAAUAUUAUCCAGCUCAUAGUUAAGGCCUACAAUAGUAUCCGGUCUAAAGUAGAGUUAACUGUUUGGGACAAUCCAGAAGACAUCAAUCUGGUUUUCACAGCCACAUGUCAGGAUGGUUUGUCAUACCCUGGAGUCAGGAAAUGUGCAGAUCUUCAGAUAGGAGACACAGUUUCCUUCGAGAUAUCAGUAGUAGCUCGGAGUUGCCCUGCUGAGAAUACCUCACAUACAUUCACCAUCAAGCCGGAUUGGUUUCGGGAUACUGUAGAGGUGACUGUCACCUACAACUGCCCAUGUGGAUGUACCAAACAGAUAGAGCACAGGAGCAGCAAGUGCAGCGGAAAUGGCGCACACGUGUGUGGACUAUGUGACUGUGAUCCAGGCCACGUGGGAGCCAAGUGUGAAUGUGAGGAUGGGGAGAGCGGGAACAUGUACCAGGACAUGUGCCGUGAAGCUGAAGGGAAACGCGUCUGCAAUGGCCGAGGGGAAUGCUCUUGCAACCACUGCGUCUGUUACGAGAGUGAAUUUGGGAAGAUCUACGGGUGGUUCUGCGAGUGCGAUGACUUCUCCUGUCCAAGAUAUAAGGGCAUUCUCUGCUCAGGUCACGGGGAAUGCCACUGUGGGGAAUGCAAGUGCCAUCGUGGUUACAUUGGGGACAAUUGCAACUGCUCAACAGAGACAGACCAGUGCCUUUCUGCCAAUGGUCAGAUGUGCAGUGACAGAGGCAAUUGCAUCUGUGGGAAAUGCCAGUGUACAGAACCAGGUGCCUUUGGAGAGACAUGUGAGAAAUGCCCUACCUGCCCAGAUGUCUGCAGCACCAAAAGGGACUGCAUUGAAUGUAUGCUGUUCAACUCAGGAAAACUGGCUGACAACCAAACCUGCCAAAAACACUGCAGGGACGAAAUCAUUACGCGAGUGGAUGUUCUCAAGACUGAUGACUUUCAUUCAGUCUUGUGUGCUUACCCAGUGAAGGACUGCGUAAUGAAGUUCACAUAUUCAGAACUCACCAGUGGAAAGACAAACAUCACAGUUCUCAAGGAGCCAGAGUGUAGCACUGCCCCUGAUGCCAUGAUGAUCUUAUUGACCGUGGUAGGCAGCAUUGUGUUCCUCGGCAUUAUACUCUUGGCAAUUUGGAAGCUGCUGGUCACUAUUCAUGACAGGCGGGAAUUUGCCAGAUUCCAAAGUGAGCGUUCCCGGGCAAGAUAUGAAAUGGCUUCAAACCCCCUUUACCGAAAGCCUAUUUCUACACAUAGCUUAGACUUCACAUUCAACAAACUUAACAGGACCCAUAAUGGUUCAGUUGACUGAAAGAAUGCUUGAAGGUGGAGAAGAGAGUGGAAUGUUUGACAAAUGCUUGGCUUCCUCACCACUUCCCAAAUGGAAGACAGAAUCCUCUACAGUGGGACAGUAUUUUAAAACACAACUUGAAUGUCAGGAGAUGGCUUCCAUUUGCACAUCGAGGACAAAUGGCCAGCAGCCAUGUGCUCUGCAGAUCUCGAACCCAAAGCCCCACUGAACAAGUUCUCACUGGCCUGGACUUCUUGCUGCCUUGGAAGUGCCAGCCUAUGGAACAGCAUGUCAUAUAGCAGCUUCAGCCAUAUCUUGGUUAGAAAAAAGGCAUGCAGGCCCAAUUCAUAGGGAUGUUGUGUCGCUGCCAGUUUUUAGAGCAAAAAACUAGCUUUGGAGAAGGUGGUGGCAGCAUUGUUUUUUUUGUUUUUUAAAGGUGUUAUACAGUUUUUAGAAUAAAUUUUUAUUAAAUAUAAAGCAAUUGCAUAUA
Molecule: messenger RNA, 3411 nt
Organism: Rhineura floridana
Lineage: Eukaryota; Metazoa; Chordata; Lepidosauria; Squamata; Rhineuridae
Gene: ITGB5
Product: integrin subunit beta 5
Exons: 15
Coding region: 528-2942 (804 amino acids)
Biological process (GO): cell adhesion mediated by integrin; cell migration; integrin-mediated signaling pathway
Cellular component (GO): cell surface; integrin complex; focal adhesion
Molecular function (GO): integrin binding
Source: RefSeq, a predicted model, not a curated record